GCCGGGGAAGCUUGUCCGCUGCGGGAUGCCGUAGGACCACUCCCCCCGCGGCUCAGGCCCGGGCGACCAUGGCGGCCGCCGAGUCCGUGCCGGCUGUUACUCCGGGCGCCGCGGAGGGCGAGGAGGAGACGAUCCUCUACGAUUUGUUGGUCAACACUGAGUGGCCCCCGGAGACAGAAGUACAGCCUAGAGGCAACCGAAAACAUGGUGCAUCCUUUAUCAUCACAAAAGCAAUUAGAGAUCAUUUAUUAUUUUUACGCCAAUACAUCUGGUACAGCCCUGCACCCUUUUUGCUCCCUGAUGGACUGGUUCGCUUGGUUAACAAACAGAUAAACUGGCAUUUGGUCCUUGCAAGCAAUGGAAAACUUUUGGCUGCUGUUCAAGAUCAGUGUGUGGAGAUCAGGUCUGCAAAAGAUGAUUUUACAUCUGUUAUUGGGAAAUGUCAAGUUCCAAAAGACCCCAAACCCCAGUGGAGACGUGUCGCGUGGAGUUACGAUUGUACCCUGCUGGCCUACGCGGAAAGCUCGGGCACCGUGCGGGUGUUUGAUCUCAUGGGAAGUGAACUCUUCGUCAUUGCGCCAGUAUCUAGUUUGGUAGGUGAUUUGAGCUAUGCCAUUGCUGGGCUGAUAUUUUUAGAAUAUAAAGGAAGUGCACAGUGGUCUGCCGAACUCUUAGUCAUCAAUUACCGAGGAGAGCUUAGAAGCUACCUUGUAAGCGUUGGGACCAACCAGAGCUACCAGGAGAGCCACGCUUUCAGCUUCAGCAGCCACUACCCCCGCGGAGUCAGCACCGCUGUUUACCACCCCGGCCACAGGCUCUUACUGGUUGGUGGAUGCGAAACUGCUGAACCGGGCCUGUCGAAAGCUUCCAGCUGUGGCCUUUCUGCCUGGAGGGUUCUCUCGGGGUCCCCGUAUUACAAGCAGGUCGUGAGCGGUGAAGACAGGGUCGCUGCAGUACCAAAGACACUGGGAUUAUUAAGGAUGUUAAGUGUAAAGUUUUACAGUCGCCCAGGACAAAAACAGGAUGGGAUCUUUAAGAUGAGCCUCUCCCCAGAUGGGACCCUCCUUGCAGCCAUUCACUUCUCGGGGAAACUGAGUCUCUGGUCUGUCCCAUCCCUGAAGCAGCGAGGCGAGUGGAGUCAGGACGAGCAGCCCGGGUAUGAUGACCUUAACCCUGACUGGAGACUCUCGACAGAGAAGAGAAAAAAACUCAAAGAUAAAGAGUCCUUUUACCCACUGAUAGAUGUGAAUUGGUGGGCAGAGAGUGCAGUGACUUUGGCUCGCUGCUCCGGUGCUUUGACUGUUUCCUCUGUGAAAACUUUGAAGAAUUUACUGGGAAAAUCCUGUGAAUGGUUUGAACCAUCACCUCAAGUCACUGCCACCCACGAUGGGGGAUUUUUAAGUUUGGAGUGUGAGAUUAAACUUGCCCCCAAACGAUCUCGUUUGGAGACGAGGAGCGGAGAAGAUGAGGCAGGCGAGGAGGAUUCUGACCAGGAAGCGUCUGCCAAGGCUCGCUACUUUGGUUACGUGAAACAGGGCCUGUACUUGGUGACGGAGAUGGAGCGGUUCGCCCCGCCGCGGAAGCGCCCGCGCGCCCUCACCAAGCACUACCGCCUGGUGAGCCUGCGCUCCACCACCCCCGAGGAGCUCUUCCAGAGGAAGAUUGAAAGUGAAGAGUAUGAGGAAGCCUUGUCCCUGGCUCAGACCUACGGCCUGGAUACUGACCUUGUCUAUCAGAGGCAGUGGAGGAAGUCGGCCGUCAACAUCGCUUCAAUUCAGAAUUACCUGAGUAAAAUAAAGAAACGAUCCUGGGUUCUUCAUGAGUGUUUGGAAAGAGUUCCUGAAAAUGUGGAUGCUGCCAAAGAGCUGCUUCAGUACGGAUUGAGGGGCACAGACCUGGAGGCUCUCGUGGCCAUUGGGAGAGGGGCGGACGAUGGCAGAUUCACGUUACCUGGUGACGUAGACAUCGACGGCAUCUCCUAUGAGGAGCUCUCCCCCGAGGACAAGCCUGCCCGGAAUGCGAAGGAGAGUGAGCUCAGAAAACGACGAGAGCUGCUGAAAUUAGUGAACUUUUCAAAGUUAACACUGGAACAAAAGGAGCUUUGCCGUUGUAGGCUGAAAUUAUUAACCUACCUAGAUCGGCUUGCAACCUAUGAGGAAAUCCUAGGAGUGUGUCAUGCAUCUGAACAGAGAUAUGAUGCUGAAUUCUUUAAGAAGUUCAGAAAUCAGAAUAUUGUUCUCUCCGCAAGAACAUAUGCUCGGGAGAGCAACGUACAAGCCCUGGAGAUUCUGCUCACUUACCACGGGGCAGACCUGCUCCCUCACCGCCUCGCGAUCCUCUCCAGCUUCCCGGAGACCACCUCUCCUCACGAGUACUCUGCGCUGCUGCCCAGAGCUUGCUAUGACGGCGAUUCCUUGAUGAUCGUUCCUUGGCAUGAGCGUAAACACCGAGAUAGAGACUGGUGCGAGGAGGCUGCGUGCAGAGUGGUGGUUGAGCCGAGCCUCCAGGACGAAAGUGAAUUCCUGUACGCUGCGCAGCCCGAGUUACUGAGAUACAAGACCACCCAGCUUGCUGUAGAGAAAGUCAUGGACUGGUAUCAGAACAGAGCAGAGGAGAUAGAGCAUUUUUCUCGACAGGUUGACUGUGCAUUGUCACUUAUUCGACUUGGAAUGGAGCGGAAUAUUCCUGGUUUGCUGGUUCUGUGCGAUGAUCUGGUUACUCUGGAAACAUUGGUCUAUGAAGCCGGGUGUGACUUAACCCUAACCUUGAAAGAACUCCAGCAGAUGGAAGACAUUGAAAAGCUAAGAUUACUGAUGAAUAGUUGUUCUGAGGACAAGUACGUGACGAGUGCCUACCAAUGGAUGGUUCCCUUUCUCCAUCGUUGUGAGAAGCAGUCCCCUGGUGUGGCGAAUGAACUACUGAAAGAAUAUUUGGUAGCUUUAGCUAAAGAGGACUUAAAACUCCCCCUGAAGAUAUUUCAGCAUUCCAAACCAGAUCUGCAGCAAAAAAUUGUUCCUGAUCAGGACCAGCUGAUGGCUAUAGCUCUGGAGUGCAUCUAUAGCUGUGAACGAAAUGACCAGCUGUCUCUGUGCUAUGACAUACUAGAGUGUCUGCCACAAAGGGGAUAUGGCCAGAACACGGAGGUCACCGCAGCUCUCCAUGACAUGGUAGACCAGCUGGAACAGAUCCUCAGUGUGUCAGAGCUUUUGGAGAAACAUGGACUUGAGAAAUCAGUUUCAUUUGUGAAAAACACUCGGUCCAGCUCGGAAGAGGCCCACAAGCUGAUGGUUAGGCUGACCAGGCACACCGGUCGGAAGCAGCCUCCGGUCAGUGAGUCUCAUUGGAGAAUGCUGCUGCAAGACAUGUUAACCAUGCAGCAGAAUGUUUACACGUGUCUAGAGUCCAAUGCUUGCUAUGAGAUAUUUGCAGAAAGCCUCCUGUGCUCCAGUCGUCCUGAGAACAUCCGCCUGGCUGGACAGAUGAUGCACUGCCACGCUGGGCCCGACAGCCCCCUGGCAGGCGCCGCCCACAAGGGGCGGGCCCCCUACAGGGUCCCCUAUGAGAGGAGCACCGAGUUGGUGUUGGCCUCUAGCCGGGAGUACUUCAAUUCUUCCACCAGCCUCACCGACAGCUGCAUGGACCUGGCCAGGUGCUGCUUACAGCUGAUAACAGAUAGACCCCCUGCCAUUCAGGAGGAGUUGGAUCUUAUCCAGGCCCUUGGAUUCCUUGAAGAAUUUGGGGUCAAGAUCCUGCCUUUGCAAGUGCGACUGUGCUCCGAUCGGGUCGGCCUCAUCAAGGAAUGUAUUAGCCAGGCUCCCACGUGCUACAGGCAGGCCGCCAAGCUUCUGGGCCUUGCUGAGCUGCUGAGGGUGGCCGGCGAAGACCCUGAAGAAAGGCGUGGACAGGUUCUGAUGCUUCUAGUUGAGCAAGCGCUCCGUUUCCAUGACUACAAAGCAGCCAAUGUGCACUGUCAGGAGCUGAUGGCCACAGGUUAUUCUAAAAGCUGGGACGUUUGUAGCCAGCUGGGACAAUCAGAAGGACACCAGGACCUGGCCACUCGUCAGGAGCUCAUGGCUUUUGCCCUGACGCACUGCCCGCCCGGCAGCAUCGAGCCUCUUCUGGCAGCCAGCAGCUCUCUGCAGACAGAAAUUCUUUAUCAAAGAGUGAAUUUCCAGAUCCAUCGGGAGGGAGGAGAGGGUGUCAGUGGUCCGCCAUCACUCAGUAAAGCUGUACAAGAGGAUGGAGUCAGCGUCCCCGGCGGCGGCAGCUCGGCGGACCUGUUCCACUGGACCGCCGCCACCACCAUGAAGGUCCUGUCCGACACCACGACCACCACCAAAGCAGUGCUGCAGGCGGUCAGCGACGGGCAGUGGUGGAAGAGGUCGUUGACCUACCUCCGACCCCUGCAAGGACAAGAAUUUGGGGAUGCUCAUCAAAUUGGAGCCAGAGCCAAUGAAGGUCUAGAAAAACAAGGCUGUCACCCUUUUUAUGAAUCCGUCCUCUCCAGUCCCUUUGUCACAGAGUCUGAAAUGACCUACAGCACCUAUGACCAGGUCCCACCAGAAAGCUUUGCGGAGGUCCUGCUGAGAACUGGAAAGCUGGCGGAAACUAAAGCGGAAGGAGAAGAAGUGUUCCCAGCAACAGAAGUUCUUUUGCAGCUAGCAAGUGACGCUUUGCCAAAUGACAUGACCUUGGCUCUUGCCUAUCUCCUUGCCUUACCUCAGGUGCUGGAUGCCAACAGGUGCUUUGAGAAGCAGUCCUGCUCCGCGCUCGCCCUGCAGCUGGCUGCGUACUACUACAGCCUGCAGAUCUACGCGCACCUGGCUCCGUGUUUCAGGGACCAGUGUCAUCCUCUUUAUAGGGCAGAUCCUAAAGAGCUCAUCUUGAUGGUCACCGGGCACGUGUCUCGAUAUGGACAGGACGCCUGGCCCGAGGAGGUGGCCGCACUGACCGGGCAGUUACGCUACUACAACGAGCGGCUCCUGGACCUUACUCAGGCGCAGGUGCUCCGGGGCCUGCGCAGGGGCGUGGACGUGCAGCGCUUUACGGCGGACGAGCAGUACAAGCGGCAGACGAUCCUCGGCCUGGCGGAAACACUUGAGGAAAACGUCUACAACAUUGCUCUUUCUCUGGCGCAGCGUUAUGGCGUCUCCCGGUGGGAAGUCUUUAUGACCCAUUUGGAGUUCUUGUUCAGCGACAGUGGUUUGUCCACAGCAGAAAUUGAAAAUCGAGCCCAAGCCCUUCAUCUCUUUGAGACUUUGAAGACCGAUCCUGAAGGCUUCCACAAGCACAUGGUCAAGUACAUUUACCCCACUAUCGGCGGCUUUGAUCAUGAAAGGCUGCUGUAUUACUUCACUCUUCUGGAAAGCUGUGGCUGUGCAGAUUUGGGGAAAUAUGCCAUUAAACCGGAAACCCACGUUCGGCUGCUAAAGAAAUUUAAGGUAGUUGCAUCAGGUCUCAAUUAUAAAAGACUGACAGAGGAAAACAUGAACCCACUGGAAGCACUGGAGCCAGUUCUUUCAAGUCAGAAUAUCUUAUCUGUUUCCAAGCUGGCUCCCAAAAUCCCUGACCAGGAUGGACGGAUGCUUUCCCCCAGCUCCCUGUACACCGUCUGGCUGCAGAAGUUGUUCUGGGCUGGAGACCCUCACCUCAUCAAACAAGUCCCGGAGUCCACACCCGAGUGGCUCCAUGCCUUUGACGUCUGCGUGAAGUACUUCGAUCGCCUCCACCCUGGAGACCUCAUCACUGUCGUGGAUGCAGUUACAUUUUCUUCCAAAGCCGUGACCAAGCUGUCUGUGGAAGCCCGUAAAGAGAUGACUAGCAAGGCCAUUAAGACAGUCAAACACUUUAUUGAGAAGCCAAGGAAAAGGAGUUCCGAAGAAGACAUUCAAGAAGCUGUUGAGUCUAAAGUGACCUACGCAGAUGCCUUGAGUCAUCUGGAGAAAUCGCUCGCUCAUCUGGAAACCCUGAACCAUAGCUUCAUUCUUUCCCUGAAAGACAGUGAACAGGAAAUACUGAAGAAAUACAGUGACCUCUAUGAUCUGUCCCGGUCAGAAAAAGGGAAACUUCAUGAUCAAGCCGUGGCCAUGUGUUUGGACGGUCAGCCUCUGGAGAUGAUUCGGCAGCUGCUGGAGGUGGCCGUGGGCCCCCUGGACCUCUCGCCCAAGGACAUAGUGCAGAGCGCAGUGACGAAAAUCGUUUCCGCACUGAGCGGAGGCAGCGCUGACCUCGGUGGGCCACGGGACCCGCUCCAGGUGCUGGAAGGUGUUGUUGCUGCUGUCCAUGCCAGUGUGGACCGGGGAGAAGAGCUGGUCUCCCCCGAGGACCUGCUGGCCUGGCUGCGCCCCUUCUGUGCUGACGACGCGCAGCCAGUGCGGCCCCGCAUCCACGUGCUGCAGAUGUUGGGACAGUCGUUUCACCUGACUGAGGAGGACGGCAAGCUCCUCAUGUUCUUCAGGACAGAAGCCAUUCUCAAAGCCAUGUGGCCCCAGAGGCAGGUGGACCCGGCCGACGUCGAACACGAGGAGAGCCGCCGCUCGCUCUUCACGGGCCUCCUGGAGUCCAGCCACCAGGAGGCUGAGUUCCAGCACUUGGUUUUGCUCUUACAAGCAUGGCCGCCUAUGAGUCGUGAAUAUUUAACCAGCGUAGCGAAUAAUCCUUGGGUGAGGCUUGCUGCAGCGAUGCUGACCAGGUGUACACGGGAGACCAAGGAAGGCCUGGGGAAUGAAGUUUUGAAACUCUGUCGCUCUUUAUAUAACACCAGUCAGAUGCUCCCUGCUGAGUGUGUGAAGGAGCUGAGCGUGCUGCUGCAGAACCAGGCCCUCCUGCUGCCGUCCCUGAAGCUUCUCCUGGAGAGCCAGGACGAGCAUCUUCACGCGCUGGCCCUGGAGCACGUCACUGCUGUCGCUAAGGUGAAUAACUCAAACUGUGACCAGGAACUUCUCUCCCUGCUCCUGGACGCCAAGCUGUUGGUGAAGUGUGUCUCCACUCCCUUCUACCCGCACAUCAUUGAGCACCUGUUGGCCAGCCCUCAGCAAGGGCGCUGGGAUGCAGAGGAGCUGGCUCGACACCUGCGGGAGGCCGGCCAUGGAGCCGAAGCUGGGUCACUCCUUCUGGCAGCGAGGGGGACUCACCGGGCCUUGAGGACGUUCAGCGCGGCCCUCAGCGCAAGCCAGCACUGGGUGUGAACGCCAGCCCAGGCCCAGGCCCAGGUCCAGGCCCAGGCGCAGGCACGGUCUCCGGUUUCCCAUGCCCUGGUGGACAGGAGCAUUUAGAGCCAAGUGCUGUUCCCAGAGGCUACCUGUGUACCUGUUGAUUGUUCUCAGUGGUCCCAGAAAAUUGGAAAUAAAGAUGUAC
This is a messenger RNA of Pteronotus mesoamericanus, 7356 nucleotides long. It is a transcript of the gene NBAS, whose product is annotated as NBAS subunit of NRZ tethering complex. Gene Ontology annotation, cellular component: Dsl1/NZR complex. The coding region runs from base 69 to 7187 and encodes 2372 amino acids. The record is from RefSeq and is a predicted model, not a curated record. NCBI's taxonomy places the organism in Eukaryota, Metazoa, Chordata, Mammalia, Chiroptera, Mormoopidae. The transcript is spliced from 52 exons. Gene Ontology annotation, molecular function: SNARE binding. Gene Ontology annotation, biological process: retrograde vesicle-mediated transport, Golgi to endoplasmic reticulum.